AUGCAAAAUUCACCGACAAGUGCAACAGGGAUAGCAGCCAAUCAUGCUAUAUUAAAUAAGGAUUUCGAAACAGCUAAUACAAAUGCAAGGAUACCAACAUUAACAACAGAAAAAACAACAAAUUCGAGCGUAAUUCCUGAAACAAAGAAUUGCACAGAUAAUGUACAAACUGGACCAUUAUUUAUAGAUUCAUAUUUAGCACCAUGUAUGCAAGCAUUAGCUUACUAUAUCGAAUUAUUACAAUAUGAACCAGCAUCAAUGACAACAUUGGAACCACCAUUUGAAGGUUGGGAGGCAGAAGGUGGUACAACAUAUAAACCACCACCGACACCACCAAGACCGUCAACAACUACAACAACAAAAACAUCAACAGUAUGGUGGAAACCACCUUCAACACAAUCAACCAUUUGGUGGGUACCACCAUCAACAACAAAACGUACAACAACGUCAUAUCCAACAACUACAAAAUACACUACAACAACAAGAAAACCAACCUAUAUAACAACAACGCCAAACUAUGAUUCAACGGAAAUGACAACACAAUGGUGGCAAAAAACUACAACCGGAAAACCAAUAACAACAACAACAUUAAAACCAAUAUCAACAAUAGCUAGUACAACACAAACAUGGUGGCAACCACCAUCAUGGUGGACGACAUAUAAACCAACAACUACAACAACUAAAAAACCUACAACAACUUAUAGACCUGUAACAACAACAUAUCCACCUGAAACAACACCAUUCCAUCGUCCUGGUUUAUUUGCACCAUCAAAAUUACCGAUAUCAUCACCAAGACCUCCACCAUUAUCAGUAGCACCAGUAAUGUCAUUUGCAGCCAAUUAUAGACCACAAUUUACAUCAUUAAAUAAUAGACCAAAUCGUUAUGAUUCAAAUAGAAAUCAAAAAUAUUUAACACAAUUAAGCUCAAGAUAUCAAAAAGCUAUUGAUAUUGAUGCUGAUAUUGUUGGAAGGAGCUCUUUAAACUUAAAUGGUGAUAAUAGAGGAACAUCAUCAUUAGUGGCAUCAUCGUCAUUGGAAUCAUUAGAAAAUGGAUCAACAUUUUCACAUCCAUUUGACAAGGAUUUCUUUUCAUGGUUUACUCAAAAGAAAGCAAAAAUUUAUAAGCCUGAUUAUGAAUAUGAUUUUCAAUUGUUGGAUCCAUUGCCAGGGGCAUUAAUACGCGAUAUAUUACAAGAGAAAUCUGAAUUACCAGCACUUACAGAUAGUGAUAAUAUAAAUGAAUUUUUAAAAAUUUAUGAUGAUAAUUUUGGUAGAUUAAAUUCAAUUACUGGUAAAAAACGUAUACCAAUAACAAAACCUUAUGUUGAAUUUUUAAUGUUAUAUGAUAUGCUGAAACGUGAUGCAAAAGCAAUGAAUUUAUCAAUGUAUGAGGGCUAUAGCGAAGAAAUGUUGCAUGAAUUAGCGGAAUUAUCACAACGUUCAGCGGAAAGACAAUUGCAUGCACUAUUAACAAGAAUGCUAUUAAGAAAUGACAUUGAUAGAACUGAUACGAUAUCACGUGUUAAGGGGAUCAUUAAAGAUUUAGAAACACCAACUAGUGUUACAGCAAAAGCAAUGAGAUUUUUCCCGCCAUUAAAAUUUGUGCCAUAAUUUUAUUAUUUAUUAUCAUGGAAUAUGAUAAAA
This is a messenger RNA of Condylostylus longicornis, 1644 nucleotides long. RefSeq names its product mucin-3A (gene ImpE3). The record is from RefSeq and is a predicted model, not a curated record. The transcript is spliced from 5 exons. NCBI's taxonomy places the organism in Eukaryota, Metazoa, Arthropoda, Insecta, Diptera, Dolichopodidae. The coding region runs from base 1 to 1611 and encodes 536 amino acids.